AUGAGGUUCUUAGAUGGGGUUUCAAAUUUGAACCGAGUCUUGAGCAAGGUGCAAGAAUUUGGUAUCACGUUGAUCUACACCCUGAAAUCGCAAACUCUCUAUGACAUUGCUUAUCAACCAGAAGCCAAUGCUUACAACUAUGAUCUCUCCAUGUUGCGUCUCGUUUGUACUAGAGGACAGCCUAUACCUAGAGAUACACUUUUACGUGCUGGAGCUUCUUUACAAGCGACGAUGGUGAAUUUCUUUGCUAGCACAGAGACAGGUGUCGUUUUGGCCCAUUCUAGUACAAAACCGCCUUAUUAUGAAAAAAUGGGCAUGUAUGCAAAUGCAGCAUCGACGACUGGUAUCAAGGUGGUGGAUGAAAAGGGUCAAGAAGCUUCAUCGAAUGUGGAAGGUGAAAUGUUAAUUAAAGGGCCCAUGAAUGCAGUGGGUUACUAUAAGCGCCCCGACUUGACAGCCAAAGCUUUCGACAACGAAGGGUAUUACCAUACGAGCGACAUGUUCACUGUUGAUCAAGAAAAUCACUUUAUCAACCUAGGUCGAGAAACGGAUGCAAUCAAGACAAAGAAUUGCAAUAUUUAUCCGAUACAGCUGGAAGAUAUCUGUGUUCUCUUUGACGGGGUAAAGCAAUGCGUUGCCGUUGGCGUCUCGAAUACCCAUUCUGCUGGUGACCAUCCACACGUUUUCAUUGUACCUACGAAGGGAACUAUCUUCGACCAGGACAAGAUCAGCCAGCUGAUUACAUUUGUCAAUGAACGUGUGGCCGACAAGACAAUGAAAUUGGAUGCUAAUGGUGUCACGCUCUUGAAAGAAUUGCCUGAUAGUAAAAAUUAUAAAUUGGAUAGAAAGAAGCUUAGACAAAUGGCAAACAACGAAAUCCACGAGUAG
Lichtheimia ornata is the source of this 888-nucleotide messenger RNA. RefSeq lists its product as uncharacterized. Lineage: Eukaryota; Fungi; Mucoromycota; Mucoromycetes; Mucorales; Lichtheimiaceae. Gene Ontology annotation, molecular function: CoA-ligase activity. The transcript has 6 exons. The record is from RefSeq and is a predicted model, not a curated record. Bases 1 to 888 code for a protein of 295 amino acids.